UAUGAAAAUGGAGGACACCGACAUACGAAGUGGUGUUAAGUAGCCAAAAAAUACAAAAAUAUUAAGAGCAUCUGUGUAUUUUUUCUUAGAUCCUCUUUUGGGGAAAUACUAUACCCAUAGAUAGAUAUUAUUCAUUUGUGAAAUCACCGACGGAAUUUUGUACAAUUCAUUAAUUUGCGCCUCACAAAACGUAAACAUGGCGCUGGAAAGAGCUAAGUAUGUGGAAACUCCCAUACAGAGUUGCAGCAAAACUAGGGGACUCCCUGGUUUGCCACCUCUACCAGGGCAUGUGGAGGAACCAUCUGAUCUAUAUAAGAUUGUCUUGAGGAAUAGUGAACAUCCUCCAAUCAUGAAAGGAACAUCCUGGACCCUGGCUGCACCAUUUAAGGAGGAAAAAUUCCACAGAACACCCAGUGAAUCCAUAGCAAACAACUACACACCCUCAGCCAGUGAUUUAAAGUUAAAGGAUUUACCCAAACUGACAAGAACAAAGACAAAAUUAAAUGCACUAAAAAGUCCCAGAACUUCAAAUGGUCUUCCAGGAAGAAGCAAAACAAUGGUGGACAAAAACCAAAUGAAUGGUCACAAUGGAAUUGACAAAAAUGGCUACUCCUUGAAUGGGCAUGAAGUCUUGCCUGAUAUUCAGGAGUUACCUCCCAGCCGACCCAUGACCCCAAAUGAACAGAUGGAUAUAAUGAGAGCAAUAGAGGAUGAAGUUAUACAAGAAACAGGGAUACCCUCAGAAAGAGAUGAACAGAGAUAUUAUUACUACAUAGAAAAAGGGAUCAAGAGAUCCAUGCUAGCUCCACAGGAUCCAGAAGUUAUGAAAAAUGUGAAGAAGCUAAUUCCAGAGAGACUCUGCACAAGUCUUGAGUUAAAAUGGCUGAACGAGGAUCUGUCUGAAGAGGUCAACAAUGAUUAUGAAUUCAGUCUCAGGAAAGCCAUUGUUGACUACAUAUUGAAGGAUCCCAAAGAAAAAGAGAGGCUUCACAUUAAAUGGACUCCAUUGCCUUUUCCUCAGAGGAUAAUUCGUGCUCCUGUCCCGUGGCAUGAAACAUACAGAGAGAGGAAGGAUUAUAACACAAACCACUUGUUUAUCACAAAUGCCAUCAUGCAGGAGCUACAAAAUAUUUGGUUUGACCAGUUUAGUGAUUUGAGAUUUGUGAACCUGAAGGAGUUGAUGGAGGCUGAUCUCCCUUUGUUGCCAUCAGAAUUUGAAUCCUUGGUCAAAAAACAGUGCUGGGAUGCCCAUGAAGUGCUCAGGAAAAAUUGGAUUCCAACAUGUGCCAAAGUGUUUCUGGAUAAGAAUGAGCUUUGGCAGCACCUAGUCCCUCCUGGUGCCGAUGAUUCCACAGAGCUUGUGGAGGAGUUUUUUGCCUGUGUGGCUGCCCUCAUGUCAAUUCAGCUCCGAAGCAUGGUCAUUAACUCUCUUGCAGAUUUCCUCUCAUUUUUUGCUAUCCACAAGGAGGGAAAUGAAUUUGGUGAUGUGUUUGAUGAGCUGCAGUAUGUACAGACACAGAUCAUGAUCAUUAAACUGAGGGUGGAGGAGCCCAAGAUCGUGUUUGACCCACCCUUCAGGGAGAUUAGGGACAUCAUCCUUAGAUGUUUCUCAGAGAUCAUUGCCAGUGGGGAGGGGCUCACAAGGGUUGAAUGUGAACUUUUCCCAGACAUGAGGUCUGCUACCCCCAAGCUUCUUCUCCGCAGUGUCAAGAUAGAUGAGGGUCUUGUUACAGACUAUGUAGAUAAAGCUAUGGAAAUCUUCAAGCACAAUACAGUAGGACCUCAAAAGUAUCUGAACACAUACAAGAAAUACUCAGAUCUGCUGAACAACAAUGCAGACCAAGAUGUGUCUGCUUUCCUGAGGGAGACUCACUCCAUAGAGGCAUUUAAAAAGAAAAUAAACAGUUUCCAGGACUUGAAGGAUGAGAUCUCAUUACUAAGGAUAACUGUUCCCCUCAGCAUGUUCUGUCUGGACUGCCAGAACCUCAACCAGGACCUCUGUGCACGUGCUCAGAGACUCAAAGAGAGGCUCAUCAUAUUUGAGGUGGAUGAAAACAGGGAACUGAACAGAGGAAUUUGCCGUCGCUAUGAUGAGAUGGCGGAGAAGGUCAGUGAUGUUCCUGAUACAACAGAGGAAAUUGUGGCAUUGCAGGAGUACCUCAAAACGUCCUCUGAUGUGACGGUUUACAAGCUGAAAGAUGAAAUUGAGGAUGCUGCCAGUCGCCUUAUGUUCCUCUUGGACUAUGCCAUCUUCCCAUCUGAGGAUAUAAAACUGAACAGCACAGUGUUCCACUGGCCAGAACACAUCAAGACAGUGUUUGAACUUUCCUCCUCCCGAAUUGCUAACCGUCGUGACCACAUUGAGGAGGAUCUUAGAAAGAGAACUGUGGCUUUUGAGGAGAAACUUAAUGACUACAUGAAGGAGGUGGAAUCAUUCAAAAAGAAAGAGUUUUUGAGUGAAGAAGCUAUGAGAAAUAACACAGAACAACUGGCCACCAUUAAUGAGAACUUGGAGCGAGCUCGAGAGGAACUUGAACAGAUCAACUUAGAAGAACAGCUUCUAGAAUGGGAGCAGAGUUCCUUCCCUAACCUACAGGCCAUGUUUGCUCUGAAGGAGCCAUAUGAGAGAUUGUGGAACACAGCAUACCAGUUCCACCAGAAACAUGAACAAUGGUUGAAUGGACCAUUCCAGAAUCUGAAUUCAGAAGAAAUUGAGAGUGAUGUUGGAGAUAUGUGGAGAACCAUGUACAAGCUAACCAAACAGUUCAAUGACCAGGCUGGGCCUAGACGUGUUGCUGACACAGUCAAAAAUAAGGUGGAUAAAUUCAAACAGCACCUGCCAAUUCUAAACACCAUCUGCAACCCUGGUAUCAGAGAUAGACAUUGGGAGAUGAUGAGUAACAUUGUCGGAACUGACAUCAAACCACAAGCAGAAACCUCCCUUAAUAACAUGCUGGAGUUUGGUUUGGCCAAGCACCUUGCUAGGUUGGAGGAGAUUGGAGCAGCAGCUGCCAAGGAACAUUCUCUGGAGAAGGCACUGGAGAAGAUGAAGUUGGAAUGGAAAGACAUGAUGUUUGAAAUGAUUCCAUACAGAGAAACUGGGGUGUCUAUUCUGACUGCUCCAGAUGACAUCCAAGUGUUGUUAGAUGACCACAUUGUAAAGGCCCAAACAAUGAGAGGGUCUCCGUUCAUCAAACCAUUCGAGCAGGAGAUGAAGGAAUGGGAGGAGAAGCUUGUCUCCAUGCAGGACAUCUUAGAUGAAUGGCUUAAGUGCCAGGCCACCUGGUUGUACCUAGAGCCCAUUUUCAGCUCUGAGGAUAUCCUAGCUCAGAUGCCCGAGGAGGGUCGUAAGUUUGGAAUUGUGGACAGUUACUGGCGUGACAUCAUGACAGAGGCUGUGAAAGACACACACUGUCUCGUAGCCACAGACCAGCCUAACAUGUUGGGCCGAUUCCGUGAUGCCAAUGUUCUGCUGGAGGAAAUUCAGAAGGGACUCAAUGCUUACUUGGAGAAAAAACGUCUCUACUUCCCAAGAUUCUUCUUCUUGUCCAAUGAUGAACUGUUGGAAAUUCUGUCUGAGACCAAAGAUCCAAUGAGAGUACAGCCUCACUUAAAGAAAUGUUUUGAGGGUAUCAGUCGACUCGAUUUCAAUGAUGCACAAGAAAUUCUUGGCAUGGUGUCUGCUGAAAAUGAAAUUGUGCCAUUCAAUACCAAAAUCAUUCCAGCCAAAGCAAAGGGUAUGGUGGAGAAAUGGCUCCUACAGGUGGAAGAUGUCAUGAUUAGCAGUCUCAGGAAGGUGAUCAUAGACUCCAACGAGGCUUACUCUAACACUCCCCGAAAUCGCUGGGUCCUCGAGUGGCCCGGACAGAUCGUAAUCUGUGUCAGUUCUAUCUACUGGACUGCUGAAGUCACAGAAGCCAUGAAAAAGAAAAAUGGAUUGGACGAUUAUCUUCAAGUUUGUAAUGGUCAGAUUGACCAGAUUGUCCAGCUGGUGAGAGGAAAGUUAGAGUCUGGACACAGGGUGACCCUGGGAGCUCUCACUGUCAUAGAUGUACACGCUCGAGACACAGUAAAGGAAAUGGCAGCUGCCAAAGUCUCCAACCCCAAUGAGUUUAUGUGGCUGGCUCAGUUACGUUACUACUGGGAAAAUGAUGUCAUUGUUAGAAUGAUCACCACAGACAUUAAGUACGGCUAUGAGUACCUGGGAAAUUCCGGGCGUCUGGUCAUCACCCCCCUCACUGACAGGUGUUACAGAACAUUGAUGGGAGCCUUGAAACUGAAUCUGGGUGGUGCUCCUGAGGGACCUGCCGGAACAGGGAAAACAGAGACCUGUAAAGAUCUGGCCAAGGCUGUGGCUAAACAGUGUGUAGUAUUCAACUGCUCAGAUGGUCUGGAUUACAAAGCCAUGGGUAAAUUCUUCAAGGGUCUGGCCCAGGCUGGCGCAUGGGCUUGCUUCGAUGAGUUCAACAGAAUUGAGCUUGAGGUACUGUCUGUGGUGGCUCAGCAGAUUGCCAGUAUCCAGCAGGCUGUAGCAGCUAACCUGAAGCGCUUCAUAUUUGAGGGGACAGAACUCUCUUUAGAUCCUACCUGUACACUCUUUAUCACCAUGAACCCUGGUUAUGCUGGACGACAGGAACUUCCAGAUAACCUAAAGGUCUUGUUUAGAACUGUGGCUAUGAUGGUUCCUGACUAUGGAAUGAUUGGUGAAAUCUCACUGUACUCCAUGGGUUUCAUUGAUGCCAGAAGUUUGGCCAAUAAGAUUGUGGCUGUGUACAAACUGUGCUCUGAGCAGUUGUCCUCCCAGCACCACUAUGACUACGGUAUGAGAGCAGUCAAGUCUGUACUGACUGCAGCCGGAAACCUGAAACUUAAACAACCAGACGAAGAUGAGCCUGUCCUUCUUUUGAAGGCCAUUAUGGAUGUCAAUCUGCCCAAGUUCUUGGCUCAGGAUGUUCCCCUAUUUGAGGGUAUUAUCUCCGACUUGUUCCCGGGAGUGGUGUGUCCCAAGCCAGACUAUGGUGUAUUUAUGGAAGCCUUGAAAGAAAACACAAGGAAGAGAAAAUUACAGUGUGUUCCAUGGUUCUUAGACAAAAUUAUCCAGGUAUAUGAGAUGAUUCUGGUACGUCAUGGUCUUAUGAUUGUUGGAGAGCCCUUGGGAGGAAAAACAAAGGGCUACCAGGUCCUUGCUGAGGCCCUCGGGGAUCUUCAGACCUCAGGACUCUAUGAGGAAUUCAAAACUGUGUACCGCAUCAUCAACCCCAAAGCCAUCACUAUGGGACAGCUUUAUGGAUGCUUUGAUCCAGUAUCACAUGAAUGGACAGAUGGUGUUUUGGCCAACACCUUCCGAGAGUAUGCCAGCAAUCCUAACACAGACAGGAAGUGGAUUCUGUUUGAUGGCCCUGUGGAUGCCGUGUGGAUUGAGAACAUGAACACAGUACUGGAUGACAACAAAAAGCUCUGUCUUAUGAGUGGAGAGAUCAUCCAAAUGAGCAACAAGAUGAACUUGAUCUUUGAGCCAGCCGACUUGGAGCAGGCAUCUCCAGCCACAGUCAGUCGCUGUGGUAUGAUUUAUCUGGAGCCCCACCAGAUGGGAUGGAGGCCCUUCAAAGAGUCUUACAUGCAAUAUGAGCUCCCCGAGCAGCUUUCUCAGGAGAACCGAGACAUGGUCAAUGAUCUGUUUGAAUGGUUGAUUGAUCCCUGCUUGGACUUUAUUAGACAUCACUGUAAGACAUUUGUGAAUGCCUCUGAGAUGCACCUUGUUCAGUCACUGAUGAGACUGUACACUUGUCUCCAGGACGAAAUUCGGGCCACACUUGAGCAUGUCCCAGCAGAGGGUGAUGAACCUAAUCCAAAUGCUCUGUCAAACCAACAGAUUACCCUAUGGAUGCAAGGAAUGUUCUUAUUCUCCCUUAUCUGGACAGUGGGAGGUACCAUGGAUGGGGAUUCUCGUAAAAAGUUUGACUCCUACUUCAGGAACAUUGUCAGUGGCACAGACCCUGAUCAUCCUAAACCUAAGAGCUGUAAAAUCUCUAAGAGUAAUAUGAUUCCUGAGAGAGCCACCAUUUUUGACUUCUGCUUUGAGAAGAAAGCUAGUGGCAACUGGUGUGAUUGGAUGGACACCAUUGAUAAGUCCACACUGGCCAUUUCUCCUACAGCCAAGGUCAGUGAGCUGAUUAUCCAGACAGCUGAAACUGCUCGCCAGGUCUACUUCUUACAAACUUACCUAACACAUGAACAGCCGAUGUUGUUUGUGGGCCCCACUGGUACUGGAAAGUCUGCCAUUACCAACAACUACCUACUGACACUUCCUAAGGAUGUAUAUAUUCCUAACUGCAUCAACUUCUCGGCUCGAACCUCAGCCAACCAGACACAAGGCAUCAUCAUGUCCAAGUUAGACAGGAGGAGAAAGGGGGUGUAUGGCCCUCCCAUGGGGAAGAAGUCUGUGGUGUUUGUGGAUGACCUAAACAUGCCUGCUAAAGAGAAGUAUGGUGCCCAGCCCCCUAUAGAACUGCUGAGGCAGUGGUUAGACCACACCCAUUGGUAUGAUCCCAAGGACACUACUAAACUCUUCCUCACUGAUGUGCUGUUUGUAUCAGCUAUGGGACCUCCUGGAGGAGGGAGAAAUGACAUCACAAGUCGUUUCACUCGUCACCUCAACAUGGUCUCCAUUGAUGAAUUUGAUGAUGCUACCCUGACUAGAAUCUUCACCAACAUUACUGACUGGCACUUUGGAAAGGGAUUUGAAGGAUCUUUUGUCAGAAAUGGAAAGUUACUUGUGGCAGCCACUAUGGCAGUUUAUAAAGAUGCCGUGGCAAGCUUCUUGCCAACUCCCACAAAGAGUCACUAUGUGUUUAACUUGAGAGACUUUGCUCGUGUGAUUCGUGGAGUGUUGUUGGUGCCUCAUGAAAAGAUGUCCGAGAUAGAUAAAUUACACAGACUUUGGGUUCACGAGGUUUACAGGGUAUUCUAUGAUCGUCUCAUUGAUAAACAAGAUAGGGACACAUUCUUCCAAAUAGUGAAGGAGCAGUGUUCUAACCAUUUUAAGGCCAACAUAGAUAAGAUAUUGGGUCACUUGUCUAAGAGUGGCUCGGUGGUUGAUGAUAAUGUCCGUAGUUUAUUUUUCGGUGAUUACAUGACAGCAGAAGGAGCCAAGGUUUAUGAUGAAAUCACAGAUUUUAAAGAACUCUCAACUGCAAUGGAGAAUUAUUUGGAUGAGUACAAUUUGGUCAGUAAAGCUCCCAUGAAACUUGUAAUGUUCAAGUUUGCCAUUGAACAUAUUUCUCGAGUCAGUCGUGUUUUACUGCAAGACAAUGGACAUUGUUUACUUGUUGGUAUUGGAGGAAGUGGAAGACAGAGUGCUGCCAAGUUAGCAACAUUUAUGGCUGAUUAUGAUCUGUUCCAAAUUGAAAUUACUAAAAAUUAUACUACAAAUGAAUGGAGAGAAGAUUUGAAAAGGCUUCUGAUGAAGGCAGGAAGUGAAGGCAAGCCUAUUGUAUUCCUGUUUGCUGACACACAGAUAAAAUCUGAGUCCUUCAUGGAGGACAUAAGUAUGAUUCUAAACACGGGAGAUGUCCCAAAUCUGUUUGCUGCUGAUGAGAAGGCAGACCUUAUUGAGAAAAUGCAGGCUAUUGCGCGUAAUGAGGAAAAGAUAACGGGUAAGAAAAUGGAUGCCACACCUUUGACAAUGUACAACUACUUUAUUGAUCGAGUGCGACAGAACCUCCAUAUUAUUCUGGCAAUGUCCCCCAUUGGUGAUGCCUUCAGAAACAGACUACGUAUGUUCCCCUCCCUCAUCAAUUGCUGUACCAUUGAUUGGUUCCAGAGUUGGCCCUCGGAUGCUUUGGAAAUGGUGGCUAAUAAAUUCUUGGAGGAAGUUGAACUAGAGGACAAUAUACGUAAGGAAAGUGUGUCCAUGUGUAAACAUUUCCACGAGAGUGUUCAGGAACUUUCCAUAGGAUUCUUUGAAAUGUUAAGGAGACACAAUUAUGUUACUCCAACAUCAUAUCUAGAGCUUAUCAUGACAUUUAAGUCCCUGUUGGGUGUUAAACGUGACGAGAUCCAAACCCUCAGGAACAGGUACCUGACUGGUUUGGAGAAGCUGGAGUUUGCAGCUUCUCAGGUGUCAAUAAUGCAGGAAGAACUACAAGCCCUACAGCCAGAACUAAUCAAGACGUCCGCAGAAACCGAGAAACUAAUGAUAAAAAUAGAACAGGAUACGGUGGAGGUAGAAGCCAAGAAGGAAGUGGUGGCGGCUGAUGAGGCGGUGGCAAAUGAAGCUGCCGCAGCUGCUCAGGCCAUCAAGGAUGAUUGUGAGAGUGAGCUGGCGGAAGCCAUUCCAGCAUUAGAAGCAGCCAUUCAGGCUUUGAACACACUGAAACCUGCUGAUAUCACAUUGGUCAAAUCUAUGAAGAAUCCCCCAGCCCCUGUAAAGCUUGUGAUGGAAUCUAUUUGUGUCAUGCUGGGUAUAAAGUCAGAGAGGAAACCUGAUGGCACAGGAAAAAUGAUUGAGGACUACUGGGGACCAUCUCAGAAGUUGCUUGGUGACCUGAAGUUCCUUGAUCGACUCAAAGGUUAUGACAAAGACAACAUACCUGUCCCCAUCAUCAAAAAGAUCCGAGAGAAGUACAUCACUAAUCCUGAUUUUGAUCCAGUUCUGAUUAAGAAUGCCUCCACUGCCUGUGAAGGUCUCUGUAAAUGGGUCAAGGCUAUGGACAUUUAUGACAAAGUUGCCAAGGUGGUGGCUCCAAAGAAGAUCAAGCUGGCAGAAGCUGAGGGAGAACUAGCCGUUCAAAUGCAGAAACUGGACGAGAAAAGAGCUCAGCUGAAGGAGGUCACAGACAAGCUACAGGCUCUUAAUGAUGAGUUUGAAGCAAUGACUCAGAAGAAGAAGGAGUUGGAGACCAAUAUCGAUAUCUGUGAGAAGAAAUUAGAUCGUGCCGAGAAGCUGAUUGGUGGACUAGGAGGUGAGAAGGACAGAUGGACAGAGGCUGCCCGUCUCUUGGGAGAGAGAUUCACUAACAUCACAGGGGAUGUGCUGCUGUCGUCUGCUACUGUUGCUUAUCUAGGAGCUUUUACCAUCGACUUCAGACAGGACAUUGUCAGAGAUUGGCACAAACUGAGCAUCAAGAAAGAAAUCCCAUGCUCUGAGAACUUCUCCCUCAAUGGAACACUUGGAGAACCAGUCAAGAUCCGAGCCUGGAACAUUGCUGGUCUGCCUGUAGAUGCCUUCAGUGUGGACAAUGGUAUCAUUGUCAAUAGCUCCAGAAGGUGGCCUCUCAUGAUUGAUCCACAGGGUCAGGCCAACAAAUGGGUGAAAAACAUGGAGCGUAAUAACAAGCUAGGAAUCAUCAAGCUCUCCGAUGCCAACUAUCUCCGUACUAUGGAGAACUCCAUUCAGUUCGGUACGCCAGUCCUGCUAGAGAAUGUUGGAGAGGAACUUGAUCCCAUUCUGGAUCCAAUCCUCCAGAAGCUGACUUUCAGACAACAGGGUGUGGACUAUAUCAGGCUAGGAGACAAUGUGAUAGAGUACUCCAAGGAUUUCAAGCUGUAUAUCACUACCAGCUACAGGAAUCCCCAUUACCUGCCAGAAAUCUCCGUCAAGGUGUGCUUAGUGAACUUCAUGAUCACCCCACAAGGUUUAGAGGACCAGCUCCUGGGUAUUGUAGCUGCUAAAGAGAAACCAGAACUUGAAGAAAAGAAAAAUCAACUGAUUUUGGAAAGUGCUGAGAAUCAGAAGAAACUCAAGGAAAUUGAGGACAAAAUUCUAGAAGUCCUGUCCAGUUCAGAGGGGAAUAUUCUGGAAGAUGAAACAGCCAUUAAAAUCCUGUCCUCUUCCAAAAUCCUGUCAGAGGAGAUUUCUGCCAAGCAGGACAUUGCUCUACAGACAGAGAAGGAAAUUGAUGAGACGAGGAAUGGCUAUAAACCAGUGGCUAUCCAUUCCUCCAUUCUCUUCUUCUGCAUCUCUGACCUGGCCAACAUUGAGCCCAUGUACCAGUAUUCCCUAACAUGGUUCAUCAACCUGUAUUUACAGUCCAUUCAAAACAGUGCUCCCUCGGAUGACUUGGAGGAAAGAAUCUUCAACCUAAACGAUGACUUCACCAACAGUAUCUAUAGAAAUGUGUGUCGCUCACUGUUUGAGAAGGACAAGCUUCUCUUCUCCUUUGUCCUGUGUAUUGGCAUCCUCAAGGGACAAGUGUUCUUCCCAUGUGGUUCACUGCUUAGAGUAGAUGAAGAUGUAUGGAGGUUCCUGCUGACAGGGGGUGUGGCUCUAGAAAAUCCUCACCCUAACCCGGCACCAGAGUGGCUGACAGAGAAGUCAUGGGGUGAAAUUGUCAGGGCCUCAAAUCUACCAAACCUCAAAGGACUAUGGGAACAUGUCAGAGACAAUGUCAGUGAAUGGAAGAAGAUGUAUGAUUCCCUGACCCCCCAGGAUCACAAAUAUCCCUCGCCAUACGAUGUCCUGGUGGGUCUAGAUAAAAUGGUAGUCCUCAGGGUGUUCAGACCAGACAAGGUCAUCCCAGCUGUUCAGGACUUCAUUGUGGACAAUUUGGGACAGUCCUACAUUGAACCUCCGACCUUUGACCUGCCAGGGUCAUUUGCUGAUUCCAACUGCUGUGCACCACUGAUUUUUGUCUUGUCACCUGGAGCUGAUCCUAUGGCUGCUCUGUUGAAGUUUGGUGAGGAUCGGGGAUUGUCUCGAGCAGAAAACACUAUCCAGUCCAUCUCUCUAGGUCAAGGACAGGGUCCUAUUGCUGCCAAGAUGAUUGAAAAGGCCAUUGUAGAUGGUACAUGGGUGGUACUACAGAACUGUCACUUGGCAACAAGCUGGAUGCCCAAACUGGAGAAAAUCUGUGAGGAGGUUAUUAUUCCAGAGGCGACUCAUGAGCGAUUCCGACUGUGGUUAACAAGUUAUCCAAGUGACCAGUUCCCAGUAUCUAUUCUCCAGAAUGGUGUGAAAAUGACCAAUGAACCUCCCAAAGGGCUGAGGGCCAAUUUGCUGAGAUCCUACCUAAAUGACCCAAUUUCUGACCCAUCUUUCUUUGAUGGUUGUAACAAGCCUAAGAAAUUCCACAAGAUGUUAUUUGGUCUCUGCUUUUUCCAUGCCUUGGUACAGGAGAGAAGGAAAUUUGGCCCCUUAGGAUGGAACAUUCCUUACGAAUUCAACGAGUCUGAUCUUCGUAUCAGUUUACGUCAGAUGUUGAUGUUCUUGAAUGAGUAUGAUGAACUCCCCCUCCCGGCUCUGACCUACUUGACGGGAGAGUGUAACUAUGGAGGCCGAGUGACGGAUGACAAAGAUCGCCGCCUCCUCAUGUCUAUCCUCUCCAUCUUCUACACGGAACAAAUCAUCACCAACCCAGACUACAAAUUCUCUCCCAGUGGUAUUUACUAUGCCCCAGAGGAAGGCCUCCACCAGAGCUAUAUUGAUUACAUCAGGACCCUCCCCCUUAACCCACUCCCAGAAGUGUUUGGUCUUCAUGAGAAUGCAGACAUCACAAAGGACAACCAAGAAACACAGCUGUUGUUCGAUAACAUUCUUUUGACCCUCCCUCGACAAGCCAACAAGGGAGGUAAAUCAACAGCUGAAGUCAUCCAGGACCUGGCUGCAGAUAUCCUAGGAAAAUUACCAAAGGACUAUGAUAUGGAAUUUGUCAUGAAAAAAUACCCAGUGUUGUACAAUGAGUCCAUGAACACAGUAUUGAGACAGGAACUUAUUCGCUUCAACCGUCUGACAUCCGUUGUUCGCCAGUCUCUCAUUAACCUCCAGAAGGCCAUCAAAGGUCUUGUGGUCAUGUCGUCAGAGUUGGAGGAGGUGUUCCAGAGCAUGCUUAUAGGAAAAGUCCCAUCUGUAUGGGCGGCCAAGUCAUACCCCUCUCUUAAACCUCUGGGAAGCUAUAUAAAUGAUCUCAUAGCCAGAUUGAAGUUCUUCAGCGAUUGGAUUGACCAUGGUGCCCCACCCACUUUCUGGUUGUCUGGGUUCUAUUUCACACAGUCCUUCUUGACAGGUGUCUCCCAGAACUAUGCCAGAAAGUAUACCAUUCCCAUUGAUACAGUUGGCUUUGAAUUUGCAAUAUUGAAAGAAGAAAGACAUAUGGAGACCAAGCCAGAGGAUGGUGCUUACGUAUAUGGCUUGUUCCUGGAGGGAGCUCGAUGGGACAGAGACACAAUGCUGAUUGGAGAAUCCCUCCCCAAAAUCCUCUUUGAUCAAAUGCCAUGUAUCUGGUUACAGCCUAACAGAAUUGAGGACUUUGCUGAGAAGAAGACUUACCGCUGUCCAGUUUACAAGACCAGUGCUAGAAGAGGUGUUCUGUCCACCACCGGUCACUCCACAAACUUUGUGCUAUUUAUAGAACUCCCAACAGACAAAUCUCAAAAUCACUGGAUCAACCGAGGCGUGGCCAGUCUCUGUCAACUGGAUGACUGAGCAGUGAUCCGUGACUGUUGUUAUGGAAACACAGAUUUUGUUUUAUGAAGAUGCAUUCUCACAGAAUUUGUUUUUGAAACAUAGUCAUUUCAAAAAAUGUUAAAUAAUUCCAUGUCGUAUUUGUGCCAAUCCAUUACUACUUUGUUAGUUUUUAAUUUAUAACUGUAGGAGAUCCUAUAUGACAGUGAUAAUAAUGUAUAAAACUAUUAUUUUAUUUCCGUGGUAUUAUAUAUUACAUAGUCCCUGCUGAUUAAAAUGAGAUGUCUGCUGAUCCGUCCAUAUUUUUGUUAUUAUUAUUUAUAAUGUGUGUGCCUUUAUUCCUUCAACUGUUGUUACUUAAAGGUAUCAAAUUUAUUAACUGUGAAUAAACCGUCCUUGAAUUUGUAGUGUAUAUCCAUGCCUUAAUUGUAAUUGAUAAGGAACUUCUUUUACUGGCAUUAUAAUUUCCCUAAUAUUGUUUAUCAAUUUGUAAUUUCUCAGCUAUUUUGUGCUGAAGUCUAACUGUGAUAUUCAAAUAAUUAUAUGAUGUAUACAUGUUUAUAUGUUAACCGUUUUGUGAUGUAGAAAACAUUCUAUGCCUGUAUCAGAUGUUAUUUGUAUCCUAAAUUUUUUUUGUCACUUGAUGUUUUAAAUGAUCAAUUUUUCUGCUGUUUUCCUUCACUUAUUCAAUACAAACUAAUUUGUGUAAAAAAAAAUUUCAUUUCUCAUUACUGUUUUAAAAAAAAAACCUUGUGUGCCUUUAAUUAAUCAUAAAAUUGAUACUUUGUUCAGCAGGUACGUGAUUUUUGCAGUGAUAUGCAGUCUUCCCAUUUGAUAUUUACAACUUCAGACUGCUGUAAACUAUACAUAAAACUGCUUCACCAUUCUCAUGUUGUUUGAUACAGUUGGCUGUGAAUAAAACUAAAAAAAAA
Messenger RNA from Saccostrea echinata, 13332 nucleotides. RefSeq names its product dynein axonemal heavy chain 3-like. Gene Ontology annotation, molecular function: ATP hydrolysis activity; dynein light intermediate chain binding; minus-end-directed microtubule motor activity. Gene Ontology annotation, biological process: microtubule-based movement. Bases 197 to 12421 code for a protein of 4074 amino acids. Gene Ontology annotation, cellular component: dynein complex. The transcript has 73 exons. The record is from RefSeq and is a predicted model, not a curated record. NCBI's taxonomy places the organism in Eukaryota, Metazoa, Mollusca, Bivalvia, Ostreida, Ostreidae.